Messenger RNA from Fusarium pseudograminearum CS3096, 1497 nucleotides. RefSeq lists its product as uncharacterized. The transcript has 3 exons. Gene Ontology annotation, cellular component: nucleus. Gene Ontology annotation, molecular function: RNA binding. The coding region runs from base 1 to 1497 and encodes 498 amino acids. The record is from RefSeq and is a predicted model, not a curated record. Gene Ontology annotation, biological process: mRNA processing. NCBI's taxonomy places the organism in Eukaryota, Fungi, Ascomycota, Sordariomycetes, Hypocreales, Nectriaceae.
AUGGCUAAGUCUACCACAAAGGAGAGCAAGAAGGCCAAGGUCGCUGAGCCUCUCAGCACCGUCAAGGCUGGAAAGGUUUCCAAGUCCUCCAAGAAGGAGGUUGCUAAGCCUGCCAAGAAGGUCACCAAGGAGAAGGACUCUAAGAAGAGCAAGAAGAAGGUCGAGUCUUCUUCCGAGUCCGAGUCUGAGAGCGAGUCUGAGGCUUCCGCUUCCGACUCCGACUCUUCUUCCUCCUCCGAGGAGAAGCCUGCCCCCAAGAAGGCCACCAAGGCCAAGGCUGCCCCCGUCAAGAAGGCCGAGUCUUCUGACUCUUCCGACUCCGAGUCUGACUCCAAGUCUGACUCUUCUGACUCUGACUCCGACAGUGAGUCCGAGGAGGAGAAGCCCGCUGCCAAGGCUGUCAAGACCAACGGCACUGCUAAGGCUGCUCCCGCUAAGAAGGCUGAGUCUUCUGACUCUGACUCCGACUCUGACUCCGAGAGCGAGGAGGAGAAGCCUGCCGCUAAGGCUGAGAAGAAGGCCGCUUCUUCUGACGAUUCCGAUGACUCUGACGACUCUGACAACGACUCUGAUGACUCCGACAGCAGCGACUCCGAUGAGGAGGCUGGUGCCAAGGUCGAGAAGACCGAGGAGCCCUCCAAGAAGCGCAAGGCUGAGGAUGAUGGUGAUGCUGAUGCCAAGAAGGCCAAGUCUGAUGAGCCCACUACCCUCUUCGCCGGCAGCCUGUCCUGGUCUAUCGACGACAACGCCCUCUACGAGGCCUUCAAGCACAUUGAGGGUCUUGCCAACGCCCGUGUCAUGACUGAGAAGGGUACUGGCCGCAGCCGUGGCUUCGGUUACGUUGACUUCAACGAUGCCGCCUCUUGCACCAAGGCUUACGAGACCAUGAACGGUACCGAGCUUGAGGGUCGUGCCAUCAACCUUGACUAUGCCAACGCUCGCCCUGCUGAGGCCAACCCUGCCGCCCGCGCUGCCGACCGUGCUCAGCGUCACGGUGACACUGUCAGCCCCGAGAGCGACACUCUCUUCGUCGGUAACCUUCCUUUCGACGUUGACCAGGACAGCGUCCGCGCUUUCUUCGAGGAGGUCGCUGCUGUUGCUAGCGUUCGCCUUCCUACCGACCCUGACAGCGGUAACCUCAAGGGUUUCGGUUACGUCAGCUUCAGCUCCGUUGAGGAAGCCAAGCAGGUCUUCGAGGCCAAGAACGGCGCCCCUAUCGGUAACGGUCGCAUGUCCCGCGCCGUCCGCCUGGACUACGCUAGCAGCAAGCCUCAGCAGGGAGGUGGCGGCGGCGGCUUCGGCGGUGGCCGUGGUGGUGGCCGUGGUGGCGGUCGCGGUGGUUUCGGAGGACGUGGUGGUGGUCGCGGAGGUGGCGGCGGCUUCGGCGGUCGAGGAGGUGGUGGUCGUGGUGGCCGCGGCGGUGGCCGUGGUGGCUUCGGUACUGGUGCUAACAGCACGCCUACUACCUUCUCUGGCUCUAAGAUCUCUUUCGAUUAA